GGGCAGGCGGUUGGGGACCUGGCAGGGGAGAGGGGAGGGAGGAGGGGAGAGAGGGCCCCAGCCGGCCGGCCGGCCGUGUGGGAGGGGGCUGGGACGAGGCUCUCCCGAGCAGGAAGCCGGGCUGCCGGGGGCCCCCUCGCUGCAAAGGCAGACAGGAAGGACUGCCCCCUGAGCUCUGGGCUCGGGGCCCGGGAAUCGCCGCCGCCCAGAGCUGCAGCUCCGGGCCCAGGGUAAGGAGGCGAGUGGGGGAGCGCGCGCGGCUGAGGGGCGAGCUGCGAGGGUCCCCGUGCCCAGACGCGCCCUCCCCUCCACUUCCCCGCCCCCUCCCCGCCGCCGGGGCUCAGGACCCCCUCUCGUGUCUCGCGCCGCGCUCUUGGCGCUUCUGCAAGGGCGCGCGCGCCCACCCUCCCCUCCCCUCCCCCUCCUCACUCCCACCUCGCCCCCCUCCCAUCCCCCGCAGUCUGCAGCGAUGAAGGCGGGUUCGGGCGACCAGGGGAGCCCCCCGUGCUUCCUGCGCUUCCCGCGGCCCGUGCGGGUGGUGAGCGGCGCCGAGGCCGAGCUCAAGUGCGUGGUGCUGGGGGAGCCGCCGCCCACGGUGGUGUGGGAGAAGGGCGGGCAGCAGCUGGCCGCGUCGGAGCGCCUGAGCUUCCCCGCGGACGGCGCGGAGCACGGGCUGCUGCUGAGCGGCGCGCUGCCCACCGACGCGGGCGUCUACGUGUGCCGCGCGCGCAACGCGUCCGGGGAGGCCUACGCGGCGGCCGCCGUGACGGUGCUGGAGCCGCCCGCGCCCGAGCCCGAGCCCGAGCCCGAGCCGCCGGCCGCCGAGGGCCCGCCGGCCCCGCCGGGCACGGGCGAGGGCCCCCCGGUGUUCCUCGCGGGGCCGCGUUCGCAGUGGGUGCCGCGGGGCGCGGAGGUGGUGCUGGCGUGCCAGGCCGGGGGCGUGCCCGCGCCCACGCUGUACUGGGAGAAGGACGGGCUGGCCCUGGACGAGGUGUGGGACAGCGGCCACUUCGCGCUGGAGCCGGGCCGCGCCGAGGACGGCCGGGCCGUCAGCCUGACGCUGCGCAUCCCCGCCGCGCGCCUGCCCGACUCGGGCGUGUACGUGUGCCACGCCCGCAACGCGCACGGCCACGCGCAGGCCGGGGCGCUGCUCCAGGUGCAGCAGCCGCCCGGGAGUCCGCCCGAAGACCCCGACGACGACGACGCCGCUGCUGCCGCCGCCGCCGCCCCGCAGCCCGCGCCGCCGGCGGAGCCCAGCAAGUGCGCGCCCAAGACCUUCUGGGUGAACGAGGGCAAGCACGCCAAGUUCCGCUGCUACGUGAUGGGCAAGCCCGAGCCCGAGAUCGAGUGGCACUGGGAGGGCCGCCCGCUGCUCCCCGACCGCCGCCGCCUCAUGUACCGCGACCGCGACGGCGGCUUCGUGCUCAAGGUGCUCUACUGCCAGGCCAAGGACCGCGGGCUGUACGUGUGCGCCGCGCGCAACUCCGCCGGCCAGACGCUCAGCGCCGUGCAGCUGCACGUGAAAGAGCCGCGUCUCCGCUUCUCCCGGCCACUGCAGGACGUGGAGGGCCGGGAGCAGGGGAUCGUGGUGCUGGAGUGCAAGGUCCCCAACUCCCGCAUCCCCACGGCCUGGUUCCGCGAGGACCAGCGGCUGCUGCCCUGCCGCAAGUACGAGCAGAUCGAGGAGGGCCCCGUGCGGCGCCUCAUCAUCCACAGGCUGAAGGCGGACGACGACGGCGUCUACCUGUGCGAGAUGCGGGGCCGCGUGCGCACGGUGGCCAACGUGACCGUCAAAGGGCCCAUCCUGAAGCGGCUGCCCCGGAAACUGGACGUGCUGGAGGGCGAGAACGCCGUGCUGCUGGUGGAGACGCGGGAGGCCGGGGUCGAGGGACGCUGGAGCCGCGACGGGGAGGACCUGCCGGCCACCUGCCAGAGCAGCUCCGGCCACAUGCACGCCCUGGUCCUGCCAGGGGUCACCCGGGAGGAUGCCGGCGAGGUCACUUUCAGCCUGGGCAGCUCGCGCACCUCCACUCUGCUCCGAGUUAAAUGCAUCAAGCACAACCCCCCGGGACCCCCGGUGCUGGCAGAGAUGUUUAAGGGCCACAAGAACACGGUUCUGCUGACCUGGAAAGCCCCCGAGCCGGUUCCCGAGACCCCCUUUGUCUACCGGCUGGAGCGGCAGGAGGUGGGCUCGGAAGAUUGGGUCCAGUGCUUCAGCAUCGAGAAGGCGGGCGCCGUGGAGGUGCCCGGGGACUGCGUGCCCGCCGAGGGCGACUACCGCUUCCGCAUCUGCACGGUCAGCGAGCACGGCCGCAGCCCCCACGUGCUGUUCCACGGCGCGGCCCACCUGGUGCCCACCGCGCGCCUGGUGGCGGGGCUGGAGGAUGUGCAGGUGUACGCCGGGGAGGACGCGGUCUUCGCGCUGGACCUGUCCACCAUCAUCCAGGGCACCUGGUUCCUCAACGGCGAGGAGCUGCGGAGCCGCGAGGGCCAGGCGGAGCCCGGCGCCCUGCGCUACCGCGCGGAGCACAGCGGCCUCCAGCACAGGCUCGUCCUGCGGGCCGUCGGGCACCAGCACAGCGGUGCCCUGGUGGGCUUCAGCUGCCCCGGGGUGCAGGACUCAGCCGCGCUCACCAUCCAAGAGAGCCCCGUGCACAUCCUCAGCCCCCAGGACAAGAUGUCCUUGACCUUCACGACGGCAGAGCGCGUGGUGCUGACCUGCGAGCUCUCCCGGGAAGACUACCCCGCACGCUGGUACAAGGACGGGCGGCAGGUGGAAGAGAGCGAGGCGGUGCUGCUGAAGGUGGACGGGCGCAAGCACCGCCUGGUCCUCCCGGAGGCCCGGGUGCAGGACAGCGGCGAGUUCGAGUGCAGAUCCGAGGGGGUCUCGGCCUUGUUCACCGUCACCGUCCGAGACCCCCCGCUGCACAUCGUGGACCCCCAGGAGCACGUGUUCGUGCACGCCAUCACCUCCGAGUGUGUCGUGCUGACGUGCAAGGUGGACCGCGAGGACGCGCCUGUGCAGUGGUACAAGGACGGGCAGGAGGUGGAGGAGAGCGAGUUCGUGGUCCUGGAGGACGAGGGCGCCGACCACCGCCUGGUGCUGCCCGCCGCCCAGCCCCCCUACGGCGGCGAGUUCCAGUGCGUGGCCGGGGACGAGCGCGCCUACUUCACCGUCACCAUCACAGAUGUGUCCUCGUGGAUCGUGUACCCCAGCGGCAAGGUGUACGUGGCGGCCGUGCGUCUGGAGCGCGUGGUGCUGACGUGCGAGCUGUGCCGGCCCUGGGCCGAGGUGCGCUGGACCAAGGACGGGGAGGAGGUGGUGGAGAGCGCGGCGCGGCUGCUGCAGAAGGAGGACACGGUGCGCCGCCUGGUGCUGCCCGCCGUCCAGCUCGAGGACUCGGGCGAGUACCUCUGCGAGAUCGACGACGAGGCUGCCUCCUUCACCGUCACCGUCACAGAGCCCCCGGUUCGCAUCCUCUCCCCGCGGGACGAGGUGAGCCUGGCCGCCGUGAGCCUGGAGGGCGUGUCGCUGCUGUGUGAGCUGUCGCGGGAGGACGCGCCCGUGCGCUGGUACAAGGACGGGCUGGAGGUGGAGGAGGGCGAGGCACUGGUGCUGGAAGUGGACGGGCCCCGCCGGCGCCUGGUCCUGCCCGCCGCCCAGCCCGAGGACAGCGGCGAGUACGUGUGCGACGCCGGGGAUGACUCGGCCUUCUUCAUCGUCACUGUCACAGCGCCCCCCGAGAGGAUCGUGCACCCGGCAGCCCGCUCCCUGGACCUGCAGUUCCGGGCCUCGGAGCACGUGGAGCUGCGCUGCGAAGUGUCCCCCGCGGGGUCGCGGGUGCGCUGGUUCAAGGACGGGCUGGAGGUGGAGGUGUCCGAAGGCCUGAAGCUCUGGGCCCAGGGGCCCGCGCGCACCCUGACGCUGCCCCACGCCCAGCCGCAGGACGCGGGGGAGUACGUGUGCGAGACCCGGGACGAGGCAGUCACCUUCAACGUCAGCGUGGCUGAGCCGCCCGUGCAGUUCCUCACCCCCGAGGCAGCCCCCGGCCCACUCUGUGUGGCCCCCGGGGAGCCCGUGGUGCUGAGCUGUGAGCUGUCCCGGACGGGCGCCCUGGUGUCCUGGAGCCACGACGGGGCGCCCGUGCAGGCGGGCCAGGGCCUGGAGCUCCACGCCGAGGGGCCCCGGCACACACUCAGCAUCCGGGGGGCCACCGCGGCCCACGCAGGCCUCUACACCUGCAGGUGCGGGGCGGGCCCGGGGGCCCCCAGCCGCACCUUCACCCUGCGAGUGGAGGAGCCCCCCGCGCGGGUGGUGGCCCCGGAGGCCGCCCAGACGAGGGUUCGCAGCACCCCCGGCGGAGACCUGGAGCUGACGGUGCAGCUGUCUGGGCCGGGGGUUCCCGUGCGCUGGUACAAGGACGGGGAGCGGCUGGCCAACCGGGGCCGGGUGCAGCUGGAGCAGGCGGGGGCCCGGCAGGUGCUGCGGGUGCGAGGGGCCCGGAGCGGGGACGCUGGGGAGUACCUGUGCGACGCCCCCCAGGACAGCCGCAUCUUUGUCGUCAGUGUGGAAGAACCUCCCCCGGUGAGGCUGCUCUCAGAGCUGACGCCCCUGACGGUCCACGAGGGUGACGAUGCCAUGUUCCGGUGUGAAGUCUCCCCUCCCGACGCUGACGUCACGUGGCUGCGCAACGGGGCCCCGGUCAGUCCGGGGCCCCGGCUGGACGUGGCCCAGAACGGCUCCAGCCGCACGCUGACCGUGCGGGGCUGCCAGCUGGCGGACGCGGGGACGGUGACCGCCCGGGCAGGGGGCAGCACCACCAGCGCCCGGCUCCACGUGCGAGAGACGGAGCUGCUGUUCGUGCGGCGGCUGCAGGACGUGCGCGCCGAGGAGGGCCAGGACCUGUGCCUGGAGGUGGAGACGGGCCGCGUGGGCGCCGCGGGGGCCGUGCGCUGGGUGCGCUCCGGGGAGCCCUUGCCUGCCGACCCCCGCCUGUCGGUGGCCCAGGACGGCCACGUCCACCACCUCACCAUCCGCAGCGUGGUGCUGGCCGACCAGGGCACCUACGGCUGUGAGAGCCACCACGACCGCACCCUGGCCCGGCUGAGCGUGCGGCCGCGGCAGCUGAAGGUGCUACAGCCUCUCGAAGACGUGAGCAUCACCGAGGGUGGCAGCGCCACCUUCCAGCUGGAGCUGUCCCAGGACGGUGUGGCCGGGGAGUGGGCCCGGGGCGGGAUCCGGCUGCAGCCGGGACCCGGGUGCCACAUUCACAUGGAGGGCCGCACUCACCGCCUGGUGCUCAGGGACCUGGGCCUGGCCGACUCGGGCUGCAUCUCCUUCACCGCGGACUCCCUGCGCUCUGCCGCGAGACUCACGGUGCGAGAGGCCCCAGUGACCAUUGUGCGGGGGCCACAGAACGUGGAGGUGACCGAGGGUGACACAGCGACGUUCGAGUGCGAGCUUUCUCAGGCCUUGGCCGAUGUCACCUGGGAGAAGGACGGGCACCCACUCAGCCCCAGCCCUCGGCUCAGGCUCCAGGCCCUGGGCGCGCUCCGCCUUCUCCAGCUCCGGCGCUGCGGCCCCCUGGACGCCGGGACCUACAGCUGCGCGGUGGGGGCGGUCCGCGCCGGGCCGGUGCGCCUGACUGUGAACGAACGCAGGGUGUCGGUGCUCUCGGAGCUGGAGCCGGUGCGCGCCCGCGAAGGCCACAGCGCCACGUUCGAGUGCACCGUGUCGGAGGUCGAUACCGCCCGGAGCUGGACGCUAGGAGGCCGCCCGCUGAGACCAGGAGGCCGGGUCCGCAUCCGUCAGGAAGGGAAGAAACAUAUACUGGUGCUGAGCGAGCUGCGGCCGGAGGACUCCGGAGAGGUCCGCUUCCAGGCGGGUCCCGCCCAGUCCGCGGCUCAGCUGGAGGUGGAGGCACUGCCUCUCCAGAUGUGCCGCCGGCCCCCUCGCGAGAAGUCGGUCCUGGCCGGCAGGCGGGCGGUGCUGGAGGUGACCGUGUCCCGCCCCGGAGGCCAAGUGUGCUGGCUGCGGGAGGGGCUUGAGCUGUGCCCAGGAGACAAGUAUGAGCUGCGCAGCCACGGCCCCACCCACAGCUUGGUCAUCCAUGACGUGCGACCUGAGGACCAGGGCACCUACUGCUGCCGGGCAGGUCAGGACAGCGCCCAAACACGCCUGCUGGUAGAGGGCUGCUAGAAGGAGCGAGUCUGGCCAGGCGGAUCCCUCAGGCAGCUUGGAAGGCGCUUGUCCUCCCCCCACUAACCCCCCGGCGCGGGGACGGGGUGGGGGCAAGGGGCGGGGGGGAGGGGGUGCUGGGAGACAAUAAAAGUGGUGCUGCCUCUCCCUUGGCUCUGUGUGACUGACGCGGGCAGGU
This is a messenger RNA of Sorex araneus (European shrew), 6377 nucleotides long. RefSeq names its product obscurin like cytoskeletal adaptor 1 (gene OBSL1). The record is from RefSeq and is a predicted model, not a curated record. NCBI's taxonomy places the organism in Eukaryota, Metazoa, Chordata, Mammalia, Eulipotyphla, Soricidae. The transcript has 21 exons. Bases 470 to 6199 code for a protein of 1909 amino acids. Gene Ontology annotation, molecular function: protein binding.